Molecule: messenger RNA, 1071 nt
Organism: Setaria italica (foxtail millet)
Lineage: Eukaryota; Viridiplantae; Streptophyta; Magnoliopsida; Poales; Poaceae
Product: protein PFC0760c
Exons: 5
Coding region: 1-1071 (356 amino acids)
Molecular function (GO): protein binding
Source: RefSeq, a predicted model, not a curated record
AUGACGGCGGUCUGGCAGCAGCGGAUGGCGGCCGAUGUUUCUUAUGUGAGAAUCCAAGGUAGGGUUGCUAUGGAGUCAACUGAUGAUCAAGGCAUGGACAGUGGCAUUGAUCGGAUCAGCCUGCUGCCUACUGAGAUCCUGCACAAUAUUCUAUCCGUUGUGAGGAUCAGAACUGUUGUGCGGAUGCGUAGGCUGUCCAUGAGGUGGAGGCAAGGUUCCGACAUGAAGGUUAUGUUGGAAAAGCAGCUGCCCGCAUGCUCGGUGUUUGAGAAUCUUGAAACUCUUGAAAUUGGUGACUGGUGUUUGACUGAUAACUUCAACAUUGUACUUUGCUUCCUCCAGCUGUCACCAAGACUAAAAAGACUUACCUUAGUGCAAAGAAAGCUUCCCGAAGAAGCAAAUGGAGUGAAAGUAGAUGCCGUGCCAAUCAAUGGAAUGACCUUGCAGUGUCCACUCCUUGAAACGGUCGUAAUACGGUGUUCCAAGGAUGAUAGGGAAAUUCAUAAGAUGGUGAAUGCAAUGGUAGCAAAUGGGGUCAGCUUGGAGAAGAUAAAUGUUAAAUUCUAUGAAGUUUUGGUAGAGAAGGUCAUUGCAGAGAUAAUACGUUCAAGACAUGAACAGGAGAAGGAAUUUGCCAUCUUUGAGAAGACAAUGGAGGAAAAUCCAGAAUGGGUAGAUGACAGUAUUUAUGCAAGGAGUGACUCUAAUAAUAAUAACAACGAGGAGGGGAUUGAAGAUGAAGAAGAUGAUGAGUGGGAGGAUGAAGAUGAUGAGGAGUCGGAGGUCAAAGAUGAAGAAGUUGAUGAGUGGGAGGAUGAAGAUGAUGAUGAGUCAGAGGAUGAAGAUGACGAGGAGUCGGAGGUCGAAGAUGAUGACCUGGAGGAGGAUGGUGUAUUAGACAACAAUGAAGAUGGCAAUAACAAUGGCAUGAAUGGUAAUGGUGUUGACAAUAAUGUAGAUGGGAAUGACGGUAACCUGGAGGAUGGCAUCAACAACAAUGAAGAUGGCAAUGACAAUGGCUUGGAGGAGGAUGGUAUCGACGACAAUGAAUUUGACGACGACGAUUUCUAG